Molecule: messenger RNA, 960 nt
Organism: Mustela erminea (ermine)
Lineage: Eukaryota; Metazoa; Chordata; Mammalia; Carnivora; Mustelidae
Product: olfactory receptor 13C7-like
Exons: 1
Coding region: 1-960 (319 amino acids)
Biological process (GO): G protein-coupled receptor signaling pathway
Cellular component (GO): membrane
Molecular function (GO): G protein-coupled receptor activity; olfactory receptor activity
Source: RefSeq, a predicted model, not a curated record
AUGGACAGGAUGAAUUGGACUGAGAUUGAGUUCAUUCUACAGGGACUUUCUGAGUACCCAAGAGUAGAAAAGCUCCUUUUCGUGAUAUGCUUGAUGAUGUACCUGGUGAUCCUGCUGGGAAACAGUACCUUGAUCAUCCUAACUCUUCUGGAUUCCCGCCUCCAUAUGCCCAUGUACUUCUUCCUUGGUAAUCUUUCCUUCCUAGACAUUUGGUACACAUCCACCUUUAUCCCCUCAAUGUUGAUACACUUCCUGUCACAGAAAAAAACCAUCUCCUUCACUAGAUGUGUGGUUCAGAUGUCUGUUUCCUACACUAUGGGGUCCGCAGAGUGUGUGCUCCUCACGGUGAUGGCAUAUGACCGUUACGUGGCCAUCUGUAACCCGCUGAGAUACUCCAUCAUCAUCAGUAAGGCACUUUGUAUUCAGAUGGCAGCUCUCUCUUGGGGGUUGGGCUUUCUCAAUUCACUGACAGAAACUAUUCUUGCAAUACGGUUGCCCUUCUGUGGAAAAAAUGUCAUUAAUCACUUUAUUUGUGAAAUACUGGCGUUUGUUUGUGAAAUACUGGCGUUUGUCAAGGUGGCUUGUACAGAUAUUUCCUUGAAUGAGAUUACGAUAAUGUUGGGCAAUGUAUUAUUUUUGUUUUCUCCGUUACUGUUAAUUUGUAUCUCCUAUGUCUUCAUCCUUUCUACUGUACUAAGAAUCAAUUCAGCAGAAGGAAGAAAAAAGGCCUUUUCUACCUGCUCAGCCCACUUAACAGUAGUGACCAUGUUUUAUGGGACAAUCCUCUUGAUGUAUAUGAAGCCAAAGUCCAAAGACUCUGCUUUUAACAAAUUGAUAGCCCUGUUCUAUGGAGUAGUCACUCCCAUGCUCAAUCCUAUCAUCUAUAGCCUAAGGAAUACAGAGGUGCAUGGAGCUAUGAGAAAAUUGAUGACUAGACACUGGUUCUGGAGGAAAGGAUAA